Messenger RNA from Anopheles coustani, 6396 nucleotides. RefSeq lists its product as uncharacterized. The record is from RefSeq and is a predicted model, not a curated record. Bases 1 to 6396 code for a protein of 2131 amino acids. Lineage: Eukaryota; Metazoa; Arthropoda; Insecta; Diptera; Culicidae. Gene Ontology annotation, molecular function: cysteine-type deubiquitinase activity. The transcript is spliced from 6 exons. Gene Ontology annotation, biological process: protein deubiquitination.
AUGCUGCACGGAACGGGAACGAUCGUCGGUGGCAACCGAGGCUACCGAGCCCCGGAGAUGACAGCCACCUCCACCACCGACAGCGUCGCACCUCACCAGCGAAUCGCGCUCGGCCACGCGAAAGGUCUUCUGAACGGACCGGGUCAGAACAACUGCUUCCUCAACUGUGCCGUGCAGGUGCUCUGGCAUCUGGAUGCCUUCCGGCGUUCCUUCCGCCAGCUCCAAGGGCACGACUGCGGCGGACUGGAUUGCAUCUUCUGCGCCCUCAAGGAACUGUUUUCCCAGCUGCAGACCAGCUCCGAGCCGGCGCUAUGUCCGGAGCCGCUGCGGCGCGCCCUCGCCAGCGGACCGCUGGCCGGCCGCCGCUUCCCGCUCGGCUGUCUCGGCGACGCGGCCGAGUGCUUCGAGCUGCUGCUGCACCGCAUCCACCAGCACCUGUCGGCGGCGGACGGGGACACGUGCGAGGCGGCCCAGUGCGUCGCGCACCAGCGCUUCGCGAUGCGCGUCGUCGAGCAGAGCGUCUGCGAGUGCGGCGCCAACUCGGAGAAGCUGCCGUUCACGCAGAUGGUUCACUACGUGUCGGCGUCGGCGUUGACAUCGCAGAACACGCUGUCGCUGCAGCAGGGCCUCACGUUCGGGCAGCUGCUGCGCAACGCGGGCAACAUGGGCGACAUCCGCGACUGUCCGAGUGCGUGCGGGGCGAAGAUCGGCAUCCGGCGCACGCUGCUCAACCGACCGGAUGUGGUUUCGAUUGGCGUCGUGUGGGACUCGGAGCGGCCGCCCGCUGACCAGGUGCACGCGGUGCUGAAGGCGAUCGGCACCACGCUCCGCCUGUGCGACGUGUUCCAGCAGGUGUCGGACCAGCGGUGGGCGCAGACGGUCAGCCACGAGCUGGUCGGGGUGGUGUCGUACUACGGCAAGCACUACACCACCUUCUUCUUCCACACGAAGCUGCGCGUGUGGGUGUACUUCGACGACGCGAACGUGAAGGAGGUCGGCCCGAGCUGGGAGGGCGUCGUCGACAAGUGUUCGCGCGGGCGCUAUCAGCCGCUGCUGCUGCUGUACGCGCUGCCCCAACCGCAGCCGCAGCCCCAGUCGCUGACCCAGCAGAUGCACCAGCAGCAAUACAACCUCCAGCAGCAGCAGCAGCAGCAGCAAAAACAGCAGCAGGAGCUGGCAGCGCUGGCCCAGCAUCGGCGGGCCGUCACGCCGAGCCCGGAGAAGGCGUCGAUGGGCUCGAACGUGCGGCGAGCCAUCACACCCACGCCGAACCGAACGCCACCGAUCUGCGACUAUCAGAACCUGUCCGUCAUCCAGAGCAAGAUCUUCCCCGGCAGCGAGGCGCCGGAGAAGGACGGCUACAUCAGCCGCAAGGCGGUCCAGAGCGUGCUCAACGCCCAGUACCAGAACCUGUCCGUCAUCCAGGACAAGAUCUUCCAACCGGGAGCGGGUGGUGUCGGCGUUCACGACCACCACCACCACGAGCACCUGCUACAGCAGCAGCAGCAGCAGCACCGUCUGCUGAAUGGCGCUGGUAAGCCGCCAACAAUGGCGGGCAUGCAUCGUACGCUCAACAACAACUCCGAGCCGCCGACGGUAGCGACGGCAGCGUCAACGACGACGGCGACGGGAGUGGCAACUCCGGCGGCCGUCAGCAUGCCGAACGUGUCACCCUCGCUGUCGUCGAGCGGCACGUCCGCCUCCUCGCCCGACGGCCUCUCCAUACCGGACCACCUGAAUCAGCCGCGGCGGCGCGACUCGGGCAACUGGAGCGGUGACCGCAACUCCGCGUCCUCCUCCUCCUCGACCACGCUCGACAACCCGUACCUGUACCUGGUGGGCAAGCGGCAGAUCGGGGGCAGCGUACCGGCGAGCCCGACGCGCAGCUGCAACGGCACCAACGGGGUCGGCGGCAACGGGGUGGGCGGUGGCGGGACCGGCACCGGAAGUGGCCAGUUCUACGACGCCGGCUACGACUCGUACUCGCUAUCGUCGACCGACUCGUUCCCCUCGAAGCACCCGCAGAGUGGCGGAGGCGGCUGCAACGGCAUGCUGCUCUCGUCAGCCGCCACCACGUCGGCCGCCGUCGCCGCCGCCGCAGCCCACCAGCUCACCAAGAUCCCGGAGUCGGUGGUGCUGUCGGGCGACUGCGAGAAGCUGUGCAUGGAGGCGGAUCAGCUGCUGGAGAAGUCGCGCCUGCUGGAGGACGCGCACGACCUCGAGACGGCACUCGUGCUGUGCAACGCGGCCGCCAGCAAGGCCCGGGCGGCCAUGGAUGCGCCGUACAGCAACCCGCACACCAUGACGUUCGCGCGCAUGAAGCACAACGCGUGCGUGAUGCGGGCCCGCUCGCUCAACCGCCGCAUCCAGAUCGAGAAGGGCGGCGAGAUGAUCAAGGAGCAGCAGCAGCAGCAGCAGCACCAACACCUGCAAACGCUGCAGCAGUACCACGCGCUGGCGGCGGCCACCGGCGGCCUGCUUCACCGACGCCAGAACAGCAAGGACAAGCUGCUGGGUGGGGGUGGUGGUGGCGGAGGAGGCGGAGGGCAUCACCACCUCAGCGGCUCGACGACGGCGGGCACGACGGCGGGUGCGGGCGGCUCGGGUGGCAGCCUGCGUAACUCGCCCUCGAAGAACAUCGAGAUCUACGCCACGCUGCCGAAGAAGAAGAUCACGCUGAAGCUGAUCGAGGCGGAGAACAUCGAGCCGGAGCCGCCGGUCGACCUGAAGCCGCCGGCGGCCGAACGCGAAAGCCGCGGCCUGUUCUCCCGCUCGCAGGACAAGGAGGGCAAGGAGAAGCGCAGCCGCAGCGAGGACCGUAACAAGGCGGCGGCGGCUGCGGCGGCAAUGGCGGCCGCCUCAGGCUCGGCGUACCACGACCCGGGGCUGGUGAACGCCAAGGACACGCUGCGCAAGCACAAGGAGGAGAAGGACGCCAGCGAGCGGAAGGAGAAGGAGGCGAAGUCGGGCAAGAAGCAGCACAAGAUUCGCCGCAAGCUGCUGAUGGGCGGGCUGAUCCGGCGCAAGAACCGCUCGAUGCCGGAUCUCACCGAGGCGGCCAACUCACCCGGAAGCUCGGCCCCGGGCGGGGCGGGUGGUGCGGGCGGCGACGGCCCCGGGGCGGCCUCUGGAGGAGGUGCCGAGGAGAACCGGUUCGGUGGUGGAGUCGGCGGCGUGCUCGGAGCGUCGCUCGAUGACAGCGCGGUCGGACUGAGCGUAUGCUCGAAGGACAACGGCUCCAACAGUGGCUACCUGUCCGAGGGUCACUUCGACUACCAUCCCGUGUCGAACACGAACCCCAACCUCGAGCGGAGCAAGCUGAUGCGCAAGAGCUUCCACGGCAGUGGCCGCUCGCUUUCCAUCCCGAAGGUACCACCACCGCCCCCGGUGCGUCUCGGAUCGGCACUCACCACGCAUCAGCAGCAACAGCAGCAACAACAACAGCAGCAGCAACAGCAGGUAGCAGCAGCCAUCCCCAUCAUGUCGAUGCAGCAACAGCAACAGCAACACCUGCAGCAACAGCUGCCCCUGAACGGUGUCAACCUGCGCCAUCUCGAGUACGUGACGGAGUCGGCGUCGACGCUCCCGCCGAGCGGCCUCAAGCCGUUCCACGAGGCGAGCGUGUCCAACAUCUCGACGAUGAGCUCCAACACGAGCAUGAGCGAGGACUCGUGCCAGACGAUCAUCACCACCUGCGCCGUGGUGCAUCAAGAGCAGUCGCCGGUGAAACCGCAGGAUACGCAUCCACCGCAUCAACACCAACAGCAGCAGCAGCAAACACCGUCGACGCUGCUAGAGCUACCGCCCUAUCCGAGCCCUCCCUCGACGACGUGCCAUUCGCGGCAGGCCAGCGAAGAGUUUCCGCCUCCGCCACCCGCCAUCGACUUCGAGCCGCUCAACGAGCAGCUCAGCGAGAUACAGAGCCUGCAAGCGGCGGCGGUAACCUCCAACCAGCAGCAGCAGCAGCACCGAACGCACGGUGGAGUGCAGAACACCACCAGCAUUCUGGCGCAGCUGCAGGCCAAACAGCUGCAACAGCAGCAGCAACAGCAGCAGCAUCUGCAGCAACAAUACUCAUCCGCGGGCAACAACCCGAUCAGUGCGAGUGAGAUCCUCAACGAGACGACGCGCUCGGAGAUCUGGCUGAAGGAGCUCCAGCUGAAGCAGCUCACGCUCAAGCAUCAGCAGCAGUGCCGCGAGGUGGCAGCCGCCACGCAACAGCAACAACACCAGCAACAGCAGCAGGGGCAACAGCAGCAGCUGGGGGCGACGUCUGCUGGCGCGGGUGGAGAUCAGCGCAGUGUGCGCGAUCUGGCGUCGCGCUUCGAGCAGAUCAAGCUGCAACCGUCGAACGUGCGGACGGGCAUGAGUGGCCUCCUGCUCAUCGACCAGCAGCGGGAGCAGAAGGGUAACCUGAUGGCUUCGCGUACGGCGGCCGUAGCGCCCUCGCCACCGCUUCCACCAGCCGGCGAGCUGAGCCUCGGCUCGGGCGGUGCGGAGGGCGGCGACGGUGUGGAUGAGGUCGACUGCCCGAUGGUCUACCACCGGCAGCUGCAGCUCCCGAAGCCACGCUACGACAUCGCGCAGAGCAAAAUCCAGGAGGAGAUCCGCGAGGUCGAGAUGCUGAACCAGGUCGUGCAGCAAACGCUCAACAGUGGUGCGGCGGGGAAGACAACAGCGACAGCGACGUCGGCCCCACCCGCGACGGUCGCCCAGAGCCGGCCAAAGAAGAAGAGCGUCUCGUUCUGCGAUCAGGUGAUCCUGGUGGCGACGGCCGACGAGGAUGAGGACGAUGGGUUUAUCCCCAACCCGAUCCUGGAGCGCGUGCUGCGGACGGCUGGCGAGCAGGCAGUGGAGCAGCAACCCGCCACCUCAAGCCCUACAGGUGCUGGCAGCAACGGUGCAGCCCUACCUGCGACGACUCCCACACCAACGACAACGGCGACGACGAUGCUGAUGAUGAUGCAGCAUGAGCGGAUGCCUACGCUUUCCACCAGCAUCACCUACCAUCCGAUCAAGACGGCGUCCCCGACGCAACAGCUGCAGCCUCAGCCGCAGCCGCAGCCGAACCCUGCGCAACCCGCUGCCGGUCCCGUCUACUCGCUGGCGGCUGAUAUGCACAAGCAGAACCUCGAGAUUCAGCGACAGCUGCAGCAGCAACACCAGCAGUACUACGGUGCUCUUCAGCAGGCUGUGCCGAAUGUGGAGGUGGCGCACUAUCAGCUUCACCAGCAACAGCAGCAACAGCAGCAACAGCAACAACAGCAGUACACGACCAUCCCCUCGAACGCGAUCAGCUACAAGGCACACCAUCAGCUGUAUGGGCAGCAGGUGAUGACGAACACGCACCCGCAGCGGACGACGCUCUACACGAACGACUCGGGCAGCGAGCUGAGCUACGAUGGGCGCAGCACCAGCACCACCACGGCCGAGUCGGUGUCACCGUACAUGUCCGUGCCGCACCCGCUCGACCACCAUCCGGCGCACCACCCUUCGCACCAGCCACCCUUCCAGCCGAUGGCCCCGACCGGCGGCUAUCAGACGGUCUCGGCGUCACCCACGACCAUCACCGGCUCGAGCUCGGUCGGGCCGGCGCUUCCGCUUGGUCUGCGCCAGAACCUGGCCACCAUGGUGGUGGGACCGCAGGCCGGCUCCCCGACGCUCCGGACCGCCGUGUCGAACACAGCGAACACCGGCGUCGUCUACCAGAAGCCACCUGUCAUCCCCUCACUAGCCGCCUACCAGCAACAACAGCAACAACAACAGCAACAGCCGCCUCAGCAGCAGUACAACAUGGCGGGUUUGGCCUACUCCCAGCAGCAGAGUAACGCCUCGGCCUCGCCGUACCAGCGCGUGCCGAUGCCCACGACCCUCGCCGGUUACGACCUGCUACCAUCCUCUCCCUACCAUGACCUUCCCUUCCCUCUAGCAACGUCGGCGGGUGCUCACCCUCAGCAACAACAAGCGACCGCCACCUCGCAGAAACCACCGACCCAGAAGAAGGUGAGCUUCGAGCCGGGCACGAAAGGCGGCGGACCCGACACCGGUGCACCCUCCUCACCCUCACCCUCCGCCAGCUCCCAGCAACAUCAGCAGCAGCAGCAACAGCAACGUCUGCACUUCCACCACGAGCCACUACACGGCGGCUCUGAGUCGCAGGAGCAGCAGAACGUGGUCGGGCUGCCCGGGGCAAAUGGGCGCCUCUUUCACCCGCUGCUGGGCGGCCCACCGAACGGCGGUCUCAUCAUGAAGGGACAACCCCAGGGCGCCACCACCAACAAGCUCGUCCCGUGCCAGAUGUGCCGCAAGAAGCACUGCCUCCUGCCCGCGAUCUACUGCGCCGACUGCGAGUCCAGUCUCGCCCACUUUGCCGUCGGUGCGCCAGUCCGCCGAUAG